CCGCACCGCGGCCCGCGCCUGCAGCCCGUGCCCGCCACCUUCCGCCCGCAGGACCCCGACUACCAGCAGUCGCUGCUGUUCCUGGGCUUGGUGGCCGCCGUGUGCCUCGGCCUCAACCUCCUCUUCCUGACCGUGUACCUGAUCUGCCUGUGCUGCUGCAAGAGGGACCAGGAGCCCGAGAGCAAGCGGCCCSAGUCGUGCUGUGUGACCUGGAUGGCCGUCACCGCCGGGCUCAUCUGCUGCGCGGCCGUUGGCAUCGGCUUUUAUGGGAACAGCGAGACCAACGAUGGGGUUUUCCAGCUGCUCUACGCCCUGGACCACGCCAACCAGACCCUCACUGGCAUCGACUCCCUGGUUGCCAGCACCACGCUGCAGAUGCAGGGAGCGCUGGAGCAGCACCUGGCACGGCUGAACGAGCUGCUGGCCUCRCGGGGGGAUUACGUGCAGACCCUCAAGUUCACCCAGCAGCUGGCUGGCAGCAUCGUCCUGCAGCUCCAGGGGCUGCCGGCCUGGCGGGGUGUCAGUGCUGACCUCACCGAGCUGUCAGGACAGGUGGCCUACAUCGAGUAUUACCGGUGGUUGGCAUACCUGCUCUUCUUCAUCCUCGUCCUCACCGUCUGCCUGCUGGCCUGCCUGGGGCUGGCCAAGCAUUCCCGCUGCCUCCUGGUCAUGAUGCUGUGCUGUGGGCUGCUCAUGCUYGUCCUCAGCUGGGCCUCCAUGGCCGUGGACACGGCGGCCGCGGUGGGCACCAGCGACUUCUGCGUGGCCCCGGACAAGUUCAUCAUGAACCAGACGGACGAUGUGAUCAGCGCAGAGGUGGUUCAUUAUUACCUGUACUGUGACCAGAGCCUGAGCAGCCCCUUCCAGCAGGCUCUCACUGUGUUCCAGCGCUCGCUGACCACCAUGCAGAUCCAGAUCCAGGGGCUCAUCCAGUACGCGCUGCCCCUCUUCCCAACAGCUGAGAAAGAUCUGCUGGGGGCCCAGCAGCUGCUCAACUCCUCAGAGACCAGCCUGCACCAGCUGACGGCCCUGCUGGACUGCCGGGGGCUGCACAAGGAUUACCUGGACGGCCUCAUCGGGAUCUGCUAUGACGGCGUGGARGGGCUGCUCUACCUCGGGCUCUUCUCCCUGCUGGCGGCCGCCGCCUUCUCCACCGUCAUCUGCGCGGCCCCGCGCGCCUGGAGGCARCUGGCCGGGCGGGACCGGGACUACGACGACAUGGACGAGGAGGACCCGUUCAACCCGCAGGCGCGGCGCAUGGCCACGCACCGCCCGCCGCGGGGACAACUGCGCAGCUUCUGCAGCUACAGCAGCAGCCUGGGCAGCCAGAGCAGCCUGCASCCGCCGGCUCAGACCGUGUCCAACGCGCCCGUCUCCGAGUACAUGAACCAGGCUGUGCUCUUUGGAGGGAACCCCCGCUAUGAGAACGUGCCCCUCAUCGGCAGAGGGUCACCUCCCCCCACGUACUCUCCCAGCAUGAGAGCCACGUACCUGGCGGUCACCGAUGAGCACGUCCGGCACCGCGGCGAUUUCCCAGCCUAGCAGGGAUGGCRCUGGGGAAACCAAAGAGCCCCGGAGACAGCGCGGUAGGAGACACAGCAGGGGCUGCAGGAUGAGCCCCCCGGCAUCCCCAUCCCCUCAGCAGCCCCCUGGACCCAAACCCCACUGCCUUACGGGAGCACAGAGGGGCUGCUCCGCUGUCUGUCUGUCUGUCUGUCCGUCCCCAUCUCGGGGAUGUCGUGGAGCACAAAUCCCGGGACACGCUGUCCCYGGUCCCGUAGCAAUGCAGCACCAACCACUCGUGAUCCCAAACCAUUCCCAAUGCCUCUCCUGGCUGUUCUGGCUCCCCGUGCCCCCCUUGCCAUCCCCUGGCCCCACAGCAAUCCCAGGCUGGGGAGUGAUGGAUGUUUUGGUCCUGCUGGUUCUCCUCYGCUGGGAUUUGGGCCCCAUUGGAGGAACCUGCUCUGUCCCAGAGGAGGGUCACUGCAGUGGGGUUGGUAGCGGGUUUUUGGGUGGGUUUAAGCUCUUUUUGGCUCGCCAGGGCAGGUGUGGGCUGGGGCAGACUCCUGCAGCCUUGGAGUGGUCACAAAUGGGAACUGUUUGGGUGUCCCUGGGGUAGAUGUAGGGAAGGGACAAUGUAGAGCGGCCACCCCGGGGGCCUCGUCCAGCAUUGCCAGGGCUGGCUGAGGAGCUGGGAGACCAAUAUGAGCUGAACUUGGCUCUUUGGGGCUGUCCUUCAGCACAGGGAUCCCCAGGAAAGCCCCUUCUCCCUAGAGCAGGGAUGGACCCCCUGUCUCAUCCCACCCAGACCCCCAAAGGGUGUGACAGAGCAGCGGGUGCUCCCCACCCCAGGGCCAGGACAUCCCCCUGACUCCCCUGUUCCAUAUUCCCCGUAACU
Molecule: messenger RNA, 2398 nt
Organism: Malurus melanocephalus (red-backed fairy wren)
Lineage: Eukaryota; Metazoa; Chordata; Aves; Passeriformes; Maluridae
Gene: TTYH2
Product: tweety family member 2
Exons: 14
Cellular component (GO): plasma membrane
Molecular function (GO): volume-sensitive chloride channel activity; intracellularly calcium-gated chloride channel activity
Source: RefSeq, a predicted model, not a curated record